Messenger RNA from Linum trigynum, 1161 nucleotides. Lineage: Eukaryota; Viridiplantae; Streptophyta; Magnoliopsida; Malpighiales; Linaceae. The record is from the annotation of a GenBank genome assembly.
CUUUAUACUUGAAGCCUAAAGAAAGUUCAAGUAGCUUGGCUAGCUAAUAGGCAGCUUCGCCAUCCCCUCCAAAGAAAGUCCAAUCCUGAUCCUCCACCAAAAAUGGCGGCGGCAGCAGCCAUAACUUCCGUGGAAUGCCAGAGCCAGGUCAAGUCAUGGCGGCUCUUCCGCUCCCUCCUCGCCUUUCUCAUCCCCACCUGCAACUGCACCACCUUCUCCUCCGACGACCACUUCCUAGAAGACGAACAAGAAACCAAACACCACCAAUACCCCGUUAAUCCCAAACCCUCCGCCGCCGCCGCCGCCACAUUAGUCACCGGCACCAUAUUCGGCUCCCGCCGCGGCAAAAUCAGCCUCUGCUUCCAAACCCACCGCAGCAGCAACAACAACAAGUCGCCAAACAUCCUCCUCCUCCUCGAGCUGGCGGUCCCGGCGCCAAUCCUCGCCCGCGAAAUGGAAUCCGGCGUCCUCCGCAUCGCCCUCCGCAGCACCGCCGCCGACCGGGACAAUGAUAGGGAUUUUUUCAGCAGUGGCUCGCCGCUGACGUCGGUGCCGGCGUGGACGACGUAUUGCAACGGGAGGAGGGCCGGGUACGCGGUGAGGCGGCGGCCGACGGAGGCCGACGUGGAGGCUCUGCGGGUGCUGGGGUCGGUGGCGGUUGGGGCGGGAGUGAUGAACGAUGAGGUGACGUAUCUGAGGGCCAACUUCCAGAGGCGGCGGGCUUCCGGCGGGUCCGGGUCGGAGUCGUUCCACCUGGUUGACCCUGAUGGGAGCAUCGGUCAGGAGCUCAGCAUCUACCUUUUCCGAUAGCUAAGCGCUCACCGUGAUUAUAAUUAUGAGUAAUUAAUUGAGGUCGUCUUGGUGGUUUAUCAAAUGGUGGAGAGUUGGUGAUCAAGCCAAGAGACAAAAACAGGAAUUAAACUGCUAUUAAAUUUCUGUUUAAUGUUUUUUUUUCCUUUUCUUUUCUUUUUGCCCUCUUUUUUGAGCCGUGCUUUAUGUACAUUAUUAUUAUGAAGUGGGUGGGAGGUUAUAAAGCACGGCUUUCUUUUUUUUUGGGGCCCUGAUGGUUGCUUCCUUCGCGAACCACCUAUGGUUUUCUUCUUCUUCCCCCUUAGUUUGUCCUUUUGCACAAAAAGAAGUUAAUAAACAGAGCAAUAUUAA